GAACUCAAAAGGUAGAUUUGGGAGGGGUUGGAGGAAGAUAUAAAUGCUGAUAGCUGGAGACACAGAGCAACAUAGAACUGGAGAGACUCAAGGAAAGAGGAAUCAGACACCAAACAUGAAUCUGAAACUUCUUUUUUGCCCUGGAUUCCUUCUGCUGCUUAUUGUCAGUCAAAACCAGGCAGGGGCCAGAUCCAUUUCCAGCUUCCAGAGUCUGUCCAAAUUGUUAGAUGAGGACCUGGAGCAUCCCCUGGUCUCAGAAGAGUGGGACCAUGAGCAAGAUGACCUGAUGCCAGGAGGUGUCUUUGAUCAGCCAGACACUGAACUCCAGUGGAUGCAAAGCAGCAGGGAGCAGCCCAAGAGCAUUUCCACAGCUGAUGCUGCCAUCCAGAGAUUCCUCAGCCACCUCCUGAGCUCACCCCGUAGAUACCAAGGCAGAAGAAAAAAGGGCCUCUCCAAACCAAACAGGGGCUGUUUUGGUGUCAGACUAGACAGAAUUGGAUCACUGAGUGGAUUAGGAUGCUGACUCUGCUGUGGUAAGAGAAAGCCAGAGGCUGCUGGUGUGUGUAUUCAUGUAUAACUUGCAGAAAUAUGCAAAAGAGCAGAGUUAAUUCAGCUUCAAGGAAAUGGUGCCUUAAAGU
This is a messenger RNA of Haemorhous mexicanus (house finch), 638 nucleotides long. Its product is annotated as C-type natriuretic peptide prohormone-like. The transcript has 2 exons. The coding region runs from base 44 to 523 and encodes 159 amino acids. Gene Ontology annotation, molecular function: hormone activity; hormone receptor binding. The record is from RefSeq and is a predicted model, not a curated record. Gene Ontology annotation, cellular component: extracellular region. Lineage: Eukaryota; Metazoa; Chordata; Aves; Passeriformes; Fringillidae.